Camponotus floridanus (Florida carpenter ant) is the source of this 4715-nucleotide messenger RNA. RefSeq names its product tensin-1. NCBI's taxonomy places the organism in Eukaryota, Metazoa, Arthropoda, Insecta, Hymenoptera, Formicidae. The transcript has 7 exons. The record is from RefSeq and is a predicted model, not a curated record. The coding region runs from base 1524 to 3107 and encodes 527 amino acids.
CUCUCUAUACGUACCGGGAGGUAUGUUGCCAUCGCCGGUUAAGCACGGUAAUACCCAGACUUAUGUAUUCCGAUCGUUCGAAAGGCAACGGCACCUGGAUCGCCAAUGUGCGUCGGAGCGUUGAACGGACGGAGUGAAGAAAGCGAGAUCUGCGCCGAUCAAGUUCAUCCGGUAGGUUCACUAAUUGACAACAGAAAGGAUACACGUGGACCAAAGUACCUCCACCCUCUUUAAACUGUCGAAUUGAACGAACGGUUUACCGCCCUCGCAAGUUUCCGCGAUGGUCCGAAUUUGAUUGGCGAAACGAUGAAAGGCUGUGACAUUAAGAUGCCAUGUAAAACCGAUAUAUACGUGCAGUUGCAAACGGAGUAUUUUGUAAAAAUAGAAUUCAGUUGAAGGAAAAAGAAACGUAUCAAUAAUAUAACAUAUCAAUUAUCAACACGAAUCAAUGAAAGAUGCAAAGUUUUAAAAAUGGUUGUUAGAUCCAUAGUUUUUCCGAUAUCACGUAUUAUUUCGGAGUACGUGCAAUUACGAGGGAAUUACGCGUUCGAAUGUACGCGGAUACCAUCCUGAUGUCGGUAAUAGAGAUCAUCCUGCAUCAAGAUCCGUCGGAAAACGCAGUGCAAAAGAAUAUAUAGCGACUACGUAUAUAGUUGACAGGCGAUGAGUAAGAAGCGGUGAAGCAACUCUGUACUCGUUAACCGGUUUCCGUGGGUCGGCAUGCAGAGCGACACGUAGAGAAGGCUACACGCCGUCAAGUGGAACUCUCGAUCCUUCAUGCAUGUGCCACACGUAUACGGCUCGCGAUAGAACUGGUCCCGCCGAUUCAUAACGUCGCCAUCGUCGUCUGCUAAUAAUACCUGCGUAUGUCGCGAGAGAUUCGACUACUGCGACAGACCUGCGAGAGAAAUAAUCUGACAAGGAGAAAUCUUGAGAACUUCCUCGAAUAUAUGUCUAUCCUUUGGUGCUACCGUAUGCAUUACGAUACAUAUCAGCAUCUCCAAUCGCAUUAACUGUGCAAGGAGAUUUCUCUCUCCUUCUCUCUCGAAUGACGCGCAUCUGCUGCUGCUAUGAGAUGUAAAUUGGAAUUUCAUUUGGAUUUCAAGAGGCGCUUGGUCUGCGACAGGCGCCGAAACUUCGUUGUAGGAAUAUUUCCUCGGAGAAAGGCGUUGGAUACAGCAAAUAUUUUAACGUGCCGACACAUACCGGCACGUCGGUGCAUGCACUUUGGUGCAUUAGAAAGUGCGCUGUAUGGUGUCGUGGAUGUGUGAUCAGAAAUGUGUGGGAUAUUCAUGUUAAAAGUGCGAAUAACCGACGUGAAUCCAUGUGUCUUUUCGGAUGACGUGACGCGAAUGUCGAAUUAUUCCUUUGCUAUUAAAUUUAGAUAAGGACCAUUUGUUGUUGAAGCAUCUUGGUCGGAGAGAAAGUACAUCCUUAUCGAGAAUUAAGGAUAGCAGUAUAGUAAAGGCGCGAUACAUAUAUUCUCACAGAAGGACGAGCAAGUACAACGGCAUCGUUGUGGCAUGAGGAGGUUUGCACGCAGGCGCAAUAUCCUGGCCGCAUUCUCUGCGAUUAUGGGACGCCUUGGUAAAGGCUCGCAGAGCUCAACGAGGCCCAUUUUCAGGGUGCAUUAUCGCAAACUCGUGGACGAAUACUCGCAGCAAGAACAAUUGAAGUUCAUGCCCGCGCUACCCGAUUACAUGUCGUAUUGCUGUUGUCGAUGUGGUCACACACAAGAGCUCAGAGCGGAAGAGCUGAACACCAUCGUUGGCAAUGCUUUCCGCAUGGCGUACGUGGCGCAGCUUCAGCGCCAACCGAUCCUCCAGGAUGUAAUCUCAUCGCGAUCGACGCCGUCUUAUCGCAAAGACAAACAGGAGCAUCGAACGUCGUGGAACAAAUCACUGUCCGGAGAGGAUACGAUCGCCGCGGGCGCUUGCAGAAGUCCGUCAUCGAACUCGUGGUUGAAAAGUCGGACAUCGCCUACCUCCAGGAUUGGAAGGGGUUCAUCUGCACCGGAUAUGAACGUGCAGCUCGGCAGCGCCGGCUCGCCCACGCUGCGACUUGCUGGCGUAAAGGCGCCAAACACGAUUCCCGGUCUGCGACCAUUCACGAACGUUCUAGGACCCAUAACAAACGAGGACGAGCCCAAGAGCAUAUCCCAGCAGAGCACGCCGAGCAGCGAUGAGAGCAACUCACCGACCGAGUUAAACUCGUAUAAGAGGCUAACGGACAAGCCGCCGCUGAUAAAGCGACUGGCGAUGGGUUUGACAGGUGGACGCGACGUUCUUGGGUUGAACGGUGAGGAUGACAGCUGCCCGCUCGUCAGCGGUAGCAGCACGCCGACCAGCCCAUCGAACAGGCCCCAUUCCGGGGGCUACAUAAACGAGGCGAUCAUCGACUCGGAAGGUACGAGGCCGUCCUACAACAAGAUCCCGCCGUCCGAAAGUCUCGACAACACCAUCAACGCGUCCAUCACCGCGAAGAACUUCAACAUCGAAAACAACAGGAUAGGACACAAUUGCCUGGAUUCGGGUACGGAGGCGGAAUUCAAGUCAAAAAGAAGAUCGCAAAUUAGCACGUCGAGUAGCUCGGUACCCGCUGACGGAAGCACUCAUGGCUCGACGCCAACCCCGCCGCCUUUGCCCGAAAGAACAGACAGCCUGAACAAUCGAAGCGAGGAGGCCGAGCUACGCAAAGCGCCCUGGUUUCAAGCUGGAAUACCCAGAGAGAUAACGCUGGAGGUAUUGAGCCAAGAGCCGGAAGGGGCGUUUAUGGUGCGAGAGAGUACCAGCAAGCCCGGAUGUUACGCUCUCUCCCUCCGCGUGCCCCGUGAAUUCCAGCCAAGCGGAAUAGCCCAUUAUCUCAUAAUGCGUACAAACAAAGGAUACAAAAUUAAAGGCUUCACAAAAGAAUUUACGACGCUGACCGCGUUAAUCACUCACCACUCGGUCAUGCCGGAAUUAUUGCCAUGCCCGUUGUCGCUAAGCCGAUAUAAUCCGAGCUUCGUCAAGACUGAUUCCAGCAAGGAUUUCGCGGACAUCGAUUCAGAUCCCGAUUACAAUACCCUGGCGGAUUUUCGCAAAAUGAUGGCCGAUCUAAAUGUCUAGAAUGAACCAUCGAAAACAAUGGAAUAUUCGUGUUCCUCUUUUUUUCGAAAACGUUGCUUAUCAAUUCAUAUAAAGAUGGAUUGAAAGGAACGCGAAGCAUUAUUUGGUACAUUUGGAUCUGGAUUAAUUUAAUGUGCCAUUGAAUGUAAAGAGACAAUGACACUUGCGAUUGUCGCGAAGAGAUCUUGCCUGAAGUAAUCGAUAUUGGCACACGAUACAAAGUAUGUAUUUAGACAACGCUUAGUUAUCGAAACGUUCCGAAAGACUCGCACAACCACCAGUGAUACAUAUUUGUAAGUCUUUAAUAAGUCAUUGAUACGAAAUACGUAGCGUAGAAAUAAUUUAAUAACUACUAGUGUUGUGGAAUACUAGUAGUUAGUCGCGUGCGACUGUGGAAUAGUAAUGUCAAACAAUUUUUUAUAUAUAUUACAGCACGCUUAGCGCAAAAUAGUUUCAAGCUUGUUAUAGCAGGGGAAGCGAAACAAUUCGUUUGUCGAAAAAACCAGAAUAAAUUAUUUUCACGAAACAGAGUAUCUAUUAUAAGCAUAUUAAGAAUCAUUUAAGAAUCAUUUUUAGAAUCUUUUUGCAAGUUUUUCUGUGUUAGAAUUAAAAACAUAUUCGUUUUCAAGAUAAUAUUCAUUUUGUUACCGUUUAAUCACUUUUGAUAAUUGCAGUGAUGCUAAACGAUCGAUUAUAUGAUAUAUUAUUAGAAAAUGCAUAAUCACUGAGUGUGAGUAAUUGAAGGAAUGUAUAAAAGCAUCGAUAAAUUACGUCAGAGAAAAUAAUUUCAAGCUUUAAAAAAAUUAAAAUAAAUUAUGUUAAAAAGAUUGCGUUAAAAAUAUGUCAAGAUUGUGUUAAAAAUAUGUGGAUUAAAAUGGGAGACCACUAUAUAUGGAAACUCUAUUUUCGAAAAAAAAAUCGAUAUCAUGGCGUACAAUAUUCAGAUAUUUUCAUCUUUCUCACAAUUAUGAAAAACUUUGCAAUCUGAGAGCGAUCUAACAAUUUUUACUCGACCAAAGUGAUUAUUUAUUAUUUCAUAAAAUGUAAUCGAAAAUAUAUUGUCGUAACAUAACAUAAAUUAUAUUGAUUGUUGAUUGCAUUUAAAAAAGGCACUGAAAAGGCCAAAUAUUCCAACAAGAUUGUAAAAUAGCUAAAUGUCGUAAAUCGUUUCUCCCUAUUCGAUUUGAGACUUCAUAAUUAAUCAAACAAGGUCUAUUCUUGAGAAACUACGAAAGAUACGAGUAUACAAUCGUGACAUAUUUUCUGUACAUACUUCGAGGAAAAGUUUUAGCCACGAGAAUCGAACUAUUUAAAAAUGUUCGAAUUUAGGAGCAAAAUCAAGCAAAUAUAAUUGGCCCAUUACCGAGUUUAAAUGUACCGAAUUUGGAUUCUUCUGUUAUUAUUUAAUCGCGCAAUCUAAUGAUAUAUCGCAAUCGGGGACUGAAAACGAAAAACAACUUCUUUUCGAUCAAUAUUAAAAAUGGAAUAAAUUAUCUUAAUAUUAAAUAUUUCAUUAAUUUUUUGUAUAAAAUUAUGUGUACGCGAAGCAAAAGUUCUUUGCUCUAAAUUUUAUUUCCUAAUAUAUGCAACAGACAUAAGAUAUUAGCG